Messenger RNA from Phialemonium atrogriseum, 2941 nucleotides. RefSeq names its product transcriptional activator protein acu-15. Gene Ontology annotation, molecular function: DNA binding; zinc ion binding; DNA-binding transcription factor activity, RNA polymerase II-specific. Gene Ontology annotation, cellular component: nucleus. The coding region runs from base 195 to 2930 and encodes 911 amino acids. The record is from RefSeq and is a predicted model, not a curated record. Gene Ontology annotation, biological process: regulation of DNA-templated transcription; DNA-templated transcription. The transcript is spliced from 7 exons. NCBI's taxonomy places the organism in Eukaryota, Fungi, Ascomycota, Sordariomycetes, Cephalothecales, Cephalothecaceae.
CGAGCAACUAGGACCAUCAUUGCACUGUUUGAGCAAGCCUGCUCUGCCUAGAUAUAUCUCUACCUGUUACCCUGUCCGCAGCGCUGCCCGGCUCCAGGCCUCGCCCAAGCUCCCCCACCACCCACGUCGUUCUUCUUUCUUGCGCCCCCGAUAGCCCGGCGCCGGGUCGGAUUCGGGACCAUCUGCCCGGUUCGAUGUCGCGAUCAUCAGACGACGCCUCAGAUACCAUCAUGGUCUCCGACCCCAACGCCCAAAGCCUGCCUGGCGGAGAGGCGGCACCAGCAGAGGGAGGCGGAGCGAACUCGAGCGUGCCGAAGCCGAAGCGCCUGGCGUGCGCGGUUUGUAGGAAGAGGAAGCUGAAGUGCGACGGCAUCAGACCGAGUUGCAGCACUUGCUCGAGACUCGGACACAGCUGCUCAUAUGACGAGGUUCGGAAGAAGAGCGGCCCUAAGAGGGGAUAUGUGAAGGCGUUGGAGGAACGGCUGAAGCAAGUCGAGACGCUCUUGAAGGGGCAGGAUAUCGGGGCGACGAGUCCCGACCCUUCUUCCAACUCGGCAUCCAUAGUCGCCGACGGGAAGGCGAAGCAGAACCAACAUCCUGCCGCGACAGCAACUUUCACCGUCACGGAUCCUUCGAUUGGCAUCGCCAGCGGAAGGGAUAUGGACCGGUGGCGCUUCAAUGCCGACUCGCCCCAGAACGUACCGAGGGACGAUUUCAACUUCAAUGGUAACAUGGCCAUGAACAUGAACGAUAUGGGCAGCAACUUCACUUGGGAGAUGAUCGGACUGGGUCUGGAAGAGCCCCUACCACCUCAAGAAACCAUUGAUGAGCUCCACCAGAUCUACUUUGAGAAGAUACACGCGUCAGUGCCUAUGAUCCACAAAUAUAGGUAUCUCACAGCCAUGAACCUGGCACCCGCUCAACGGCCGCCUGUCUGUCUGCGCUACGCCAUGUGGACUUUGGCCUGCUCAGUCACCGACAAGUACCUUGACCUCAAGGACCUGUUUUAUCAACGCGCUCGCAAGUAUGUCGAGUCGGACUACAUCAAGGGUUUUGGAGAGCAGAUCAUCUCCGUCGCCCACGCCCAGACGCACAUCCUGCUCGCCUCGUACGAGUUCAAGAUGAUGUACUUUCCCCGCGCCUGGAUGAGUACAGGUUCGGCGGUUCGGCUAUCGCAGAUGAUUGGUCUUCACCGGCUAGACAAUGCCGGCCUUGACGUAAAACAGUGCCUGCCGGUGGCUCGGGACUGGACCGAGAGAGAAGAGCGGCGGCGAACUUUCUGGAUGGCAUUUUGCGAGGACCGAUAUGCGAGCAUCGGCACCGGAUGGGCUAUGACGAUCGAUGAAAAGGACAUACUGACGAACCUCCCCGUGUCCGAUGAAGCCUUCGAGCUGAGUCGGCCGGAAGAGAACCAGUCUUUAGAGGAAGCCAUGACUCACUCGGGAGCCGGGAAGCUGUCCUCAUUUGGUAGUGUCGUACUUAUGGCCUGUCUUUUCGGCCGGAAUCUCAUCCACUUGCACCGCCCAGACGCAGGGGACCGGGACCACGACCUCCAGGGCGAGUUCUGGAAGCGGCAUCGGAACAUGGAUAACAUCCUCCUCAACACGUCUCUGUGCCUUCCAGAGUCCCUCAAGGUCCCCGCCGGUCUUGGAGACCCCAACGCCAUCUUCACCAACAUGUGCAUACACACGUCGACCAUAUGCCUACACCAAGCCGCCAUCUUCAAGGCUGAUAAGAACAAGUUGCCUGCCUCGGUGAGCGCCGAGAGCAAGAUCCGCUGCAUCAGUGCGGCGAACGAAAUUGCGAGCGUGAUGCGAAUGAUCUCACAUGUGGACCUCGCAGCGAUGAAUCCUUUUAUUUCAUUCUGCCUCUAUGUUGCUGCUCGCGUUUUCGUUCAGUACCUCAAGAGCAGCCCCGACGACGGCCAGACCGCAGACUCCCUCCGAUUCCUCCUAUUAGCGAUGAAUGCGCUGAAGCGAAGGAAUCCUCUUACCGAGUCUUUCCUUGUCCAGCUAGACGUCGAUCUCGAAGCGCUCGGAACCCGCAUACCCAAGCUCAAGUCUGCAUUCCCUCGCAGCAGCGAUAGCCCGAGCCCCAACCCGCAUCCCGAUCUGGCCCGAAAGGCGCCAUGCGAAAAUGUGCCGGGAGACUCUUCCCACGGGGUUAAGGGUAUUAUGGCUUUCCACAACGAACUCAAUUUUGUGAAGAGAUACGACGACGAUAGCAAUCCUGCCAACACGUCGGAGACGGCCGAUGUCGGCCCUAGUCCCGGGGUCUCAAAGACCCCAAGCUCGAGCGGCUUGGGGUCGCAGACCUGGGCAACAGGCGACCAGGCGACGGCGUUGCCGACGGCCGACGGUGUAGGAGCCGGGCCGUACAUGUCCAUCCACAACCUGGUGCCCCUGAACGGCUUCGUCCAGGGUGACGUCGACAGCUCCAGCACCAACGACAUGACGGGCGCCUCGCCGGACAAGGCCUCGAACCGCCCGACCCCCAACUCGAGCACGGCCUCGGAGCAGAGACACAGCCUGACGGCCGCCGCCGCUGCCCGCAUGAACGGCUCCAGCCGGAACUCGUUCGAGGCGAGUCCCGUACCGUCGAACCAGAACCUCAACAUGGCGGGUCCCGAGGUCGGGCAGCAACAGCAGCAGCAGGGUGUCAACGGGUUCUUCGGCGCGCCGCCGCCGGGUGGCCCCUUUGGCGGAUUGCCGCCCGGAGUCGGCGCGGGGCUGGCGACGGACCACCAGCGCUUCUCGAUGGCGGGGGAGGCGACCGUUGGCGGCGGUGGCGGCGGGUUCGUCGCCCCGCACGGCUGGGGCGACCUCUCCGGCCAGAGCGGCAUGACCCCCGUCGCCGAGGGGGUCUUCCGGUCGAUCAUGACGAUGGGGUCCAUAGACACGAUGGACUUGGGGUGGGAGACGAAUCCCUGAAGCUUUACGGC